UCAGUUACUAAAAGUAGUGAGGAAGACGUUACGUAAGCAUUGUAAACAGGAAGUAUUUUUGGAUAGUGGUGUCUGGAAUUUACGGGAGCGCUGUAUUUACAUUUUAAAGAGUUGCCAAGAGACUGAUCAUCAUCAUGGGCAAGAGUUGUAAAUUGGUGGUGUGUGGUCCGGCUGCCGUUGGCAAGACUGCUGUCCUGGAGCAACUGCUGUAUGCCAAUCAUAUUGCGGGCUCAGAGCCCAUGGAGACCCUGGAGGAUAUCUAUAUUGGCUCCAUAGAAACGGACCGUGGCACUCGAGAGCAAGUGCGCUUCUACGACACCCGGGGUCUUCGUGAUGGUCUGGAGUUCCCUCGCCACUACUUCUCCUUUGCGGGCGGUUUUGUCCUGGUCUACAGCAUCGACAGUAAGGAGUCCUUCAAACGGAUGGAGGCCCUCAAGAAAGACAUUGACCGCUACCGUGAUAAGAAAGAGAUGAACAUAGUGGUGCUGGGCAACAAGCUAGACAUGCAGGAGCAGAGGAGAGUGGACUCUGAAGUGGCCCAGUACUGGGCCAAGACAGAAAAGGUGCGUCUGUGGGAGGUGUCUGUGGCAGACCGGAGGACCCUCAUCGAGCCUUUUGUCUACCUGGCCAGCAAGAUGACCCAGCCCCAGAGAAAAUCAUCCUUCCCCCUCAGCCGCAAUAAGAACAAGGGGAGUGCCGCUGUCGAUAGUUGAGGGAUUAGGGGGGAUGGAAGGGGGGAGGGAGUGAGGAUUGAUGAAGAAUGGGAAAGAGUAGUAGGGGAAACGCAAUAGACUGAUUGUUAGCCUAUCACAAAUACAGACAAUUUUAUGUCUGCACAAAUGUACACCAAUGGUUUCAUGGAGAUUUUGACUGAUAUUUAGACUCAUAUUUGACCAUUUAGACUGAUCUUUGACAAGUAAAUGUUGUCAUCAAAAGUAACACAAAUGGAUAAUCAAGAGGGUUGUUUGUAUCAUGGAGGAUACAUAAGGGAUUAUAUUACUGUUAGUUAAUCAGGAGAUUUGUUACACUACUGGCAUGCCAUCUACUCAGAUGAAAUAUGGCAACUAUUUUAGCAUGGAUGAUCUGAAUUUUAUUUUAAGUUAGAGUACAUGAAACAAAUCCAUAUUUAUUUAUUUUUGAAUCCCCCCCCCUUUUUCCCCCCAAUUUCGUAGUAUCCAAUUAUUAGUAGUUACUAUCUUGUCUCAUCGCUACAACUCCCGUACGGGCUAGGGAGAGACGAAGGUCGAAAGUCAUGCGUCCUCCGAAACCCAACCAAGCCGCACUGCUUCUUAACACAGACAAGGAUAUCCCUACCGGCCAAACCAUCCCUAACCCGGACGACGCUAGGCCAAUUGUGCGUCGCCUCACGGACCUCCCAGUCGCGGCCGGCUGCGACAGAGCCUGGGCGCGAACCCAGAGUCUCUGGUGGCACAGCUAGCUCUGCGAUGCAGUGCCCUAGACCACUGCGCCACCUGGGAGGCCGCAAAUCCAUAUUUUGAAGAAUUAAAAAAUUAUUUUAGCGAUGUCAGAAAUGUUACUGCCUUUUGAGAUCGCUUUGAGUUUUAGAAUGACAUUAUUGUCUAAAGAUUUGAAUUGUGGCUGACAGACUAGUCUCUUGGUGAACAGGGUGUUUGAAGAGCUUCCUGCCUGCUGGACAGGCCCUGAAGAGCUCUUGACCACAGCCUAAGCUCGCUGAAUUAUCUGUACCUUAUCAGAAACUCCUUACUGUCCUUGAAAACCAUGGGGUAUUCUUGAUUUUUGCUACUGAGCUAUGUUGGUCAGACGAAAUGCAAAUGUAUUUCAUUUUCAAAUUAUUUAACUGACUGAAGCUAUUUAAUGCCAUGUCAGGGUCCAUAGUUAUUGUGCAACAUUUCAUGUGUGUGUCACUGAACAAGAAAGAUGCCUUGGCCUAGUUUGGAGUAGUUUUUUGCUUUGUUACUAUUCACAGAUCUUUAUAUUUGUGUUUUGUUUUGACAUUGUUCAUCUCUGUCUUUAUGUCUGUAUUAUUGAAGUGCAUAUUAUUUUCAUGAUACAUAUUGGGGCAUUUAUACUCUGAUGCAAUAUACAGCACAGUAUUUAUCUUUUAAAAUGUUCUGGAGACUGGAUAAUUGUUUGCAUGUCGUGUAAACAAAUACAAAGAUUCGCUCGGCAUCUAAGUUGACGCUGUUGUGUAUCUUUGAUUUGCAUGAUUUAUGAAGUAAUUAAACAUAAUACAAACA
Messenger RNA from Oncorhynchus nerka (sockeye salmon), 2219 nucleotides. RefSeq names its product NF-kappa-B inhibitor-interacting Ras-like protein 2. Gene Ontology annotation, biological process: Ral protein signal transduction; canonical NF-kappaB signal transduction. The transcript has 4 exons. Lineage: Eukaryota; Metazoa; Chordata; Actinopteri; Salmoniformes; Salmonidae. The record is from RefSeq and is a predicted model, not a curated record. Gene Ontology annotation, molecular function: GTPase activating protein binding; GTPase activity; GTP binding. Bases 135 to 713 code for a protein of 192 amino acids.